This is a messenger RNA of Mercurialis annua (annual mercury), 1701 nucleotides long. Its product is annotated as lysophospholipid acyltransferase 1-like. The coding region runs from base 116 to 1513 and encodes 465 amino acids. The record is from RefSeq and is a predicted model, not a curated record. Gene Ontology annotation, biological process: lipid modification; triglyceride biosynthetic process; phospholipid biosynthetic process. The transcript is spliced from 8 exons. Gene Ontology annotation, molecular function: acyltransferase activity. Gene Ontology annotation, cellular component: membrane; endoplasmic reticulum. NCBI's taxonomy places the organism in Eukaryota, Viridiplantae, Streptophyta, Magnoliopsida, Malpighiales, Euphorbiaceae.
AAAAUCAGACAAUCUGUUGUCUAAUGUCUCACCCUCCACCAAAGAGCGAUAGAUAGCUCUACUAAUAACUCAGUGAGUCAAGCGACCCAACUCGUUCGUUGUCCCUUAAUUAAGAAUGGAUUUAGACAUGGAAGCAAUGGCAUCAGCGAUCGGAGUAUCGAUAUCAGUGCUGAGAUUUCUACUCUGUUUCGCAGCGACGAUUCCAGUGAGUUUUAUACACCGAGUCGUGCCUGGUCGACUCGGUAAACAUGUGUAUGCGGCUCUAUCAGGAAUUAUUUUGUCAUACUUAUCAUUUGGGUUUUCUUCAAAUCUUCACUUUUUGGUGCCCAUGUCAUUGGGUUAUGCUUCUAUGGUUCUCUUUCGCUCUUACUGUGGAAUCUUGACAUUUGUGAUGGGUUUUGGUUAUCUCAUUGGCUGCCAUGUGUAUUACAUGAGUGGAGAUGCAUGGAAGGAAGGGGGCAUUGAUGCUACUGGGGCGUUGAUGGUGUUAACGCUGAAGGUAAUAUCAUGCUCGAUAAAUUAUAAUGAUGGGUUAUUAAAGGAGGAGAAUUUACGGGAGCCUCAGAAGAAAAACCGGUUAAUCAAAUUGCCUUCUUUAAUUGAGUACAUUGGUUACUGCCUCUGCUGUGGUAGCCACUUUGCUGGUCCUGUUUAUGAAAUGAAGGACUAUCUUGAGUGGACCGAAAGGAAGGGGAUAUGGGCUCCUACAGAGAAAGGACCCUCGCCAUCACCUUAUGGGGCAACAAUUCGAGCUUUUUUGCAAGGUGCUAUUUGCAUGGGCAUUUAUCUAUACUUGGUCCCACACUUUCCUUUAUCCCGGUUCAACGAUCCUGUAUACCAAGAAUGGGGCUUCUGGAAACGGUUGGGUUACCAGUAUAUGUCAGGUUUUACAGCUCGUUGGAAAUACUAUUUCAUCUGGUCAAUUUCGGAGGCCUCCAUUAUAAUCUCCGGACUGGGUUUCAGUGGCUGGACAGAUUCUUCUCCACCAAAGCCACGGUGGGAUCGUGCCAAAAAUGUUGACGUUCUAGGCGUUGAGUUUGCAAAGAGUGCUGCUGAGUUGCCACUGGUGUGGAACAUACAAGUCAGCACAUGGCUUCGCCACUAUGUUUAUGAUAGACUUGUUCAGAAGGGGAAGAGACCUGGUUUCUUUCAGCUGUUGGCCACUCAGACUACCAGUGCUGUUUGGCAUGGACUAUAUCCAGGAUACAUUAUAUUCUUUGUCCAGUCAGCAUUAAUGAUCGAGGGCUCGAAAGUCAUAUACAGAUGGAAACAAGCUAUACCUCCAAAUAAGGCUAUUUUCCAGAAAAUGCUUGUGUUUUUGAACUUUGCCUACACACUCAUGGUUCUCAAUUAUUCCUGUGUCGGUUUCAUGGUAUUAAGCUUCCGUGAAACAAUUGCAUCAUAUGGCAGUGUAUAUUAUAUCGGUACCAUUGUGCCUUUAAUAUUUUUCCUCCUUGGCUACGUAAUUAAACCAGCAAAGGCUGCCAAGUCUAAGGCUCGGAAGGAUCAGUGAGGUAGAAACUCGUUCUCUUUUCCUUCGAGUGACGUAAAUUGAAUGGGGAGAAUGGCAGAUAACUGAUGGUCUCGUGUAGCUGUCGAUUUGUAACAUUUUUUUUACUUCAGAAAUUACUACUGCUAAAGUCUUUAACUAUAAUCUCAAGUUUUGUUCACCAUCAUUUAGCAAAACCUAGUUUGAGUUCA